Macadamia integrifolia is the source of this 4302-nucleotide messenger RNA. RefSeq names its product disease resistance protein RPV1-like. Gene Ontology annotation, molecular function: ADP binding; protein binding. NCBI's taxonomy places the organism in Eukaryota, Viridiplantae, Streptophyta, Magnoliopsida, Proteales, Proteaceae. The record is from RefSeq and is a predicted model, not a curated record. The transcript has 5 exons. Bases 484 to 4146 code for a protein of 1220 amino acids. Gene Ontology annotation, biological process: signal transduction; defense response.
UUGGAAUCUUUAUUUUGCAUAAUGUGGGUAAUCACAUAAUAGAAAUCUUCAUUUUCUCCAUAAAAGUUUGUUUUUAUGGUCAAUUUGAAUUGCGAGGGAAUCCUUAGAUUCUAGUUGUCCAUAAAAUGUAUCCUACACACCACAUGAUGAUGUGACCACCUUCCGAAUUUUACCUGCUUGUUGUCUUCCACCCAAAACGGUUCCUCCUACAGAGAAUCAAAUGAGAAGAAAGACUUUAAUGAUCCUGCAUUGUGGAAUUUGUCAAUUUAGAAUAUUUCCACAGUUCCUCCAGCUCAGAUCUUUAAUAAUGGAGUCCUCAAUGGAUAAUGCUAUCCAACCCUUCAAGCACACAAUUGGCAACGUCAUAGAUUCUUCAGCAAAUCCCAAUUUCUCAGAACUUAAAAUCAUUGUGGGUUUAGCUGUUUCAGCCUCAUCAAUCAAGCACAAACCAUACUCUUGUGUUCUUCUUCUUCUUCUUAUUCCAUGAUGAACCAAGAGGCAUCUUCUCUUUCAUGGUUUCAUGAUGUGUUCAUAUCUUCCAUUGAAGAAUACACAAACCAGAGCUUCAUGGACGAACUCUAUACUGCUCUGGUGCAGGCCAAGAUAGGCACCUUCAGAAAUGGAGAAAUCGGCACUGAACGGUUGAAAGCCAUUGAAGAAUCAAGGGUUGCAAUCAUUAUUUUCUCUAUGAACUAUGUAUGUUCCACAUGUUACUUGGAUGAGCUGGUUAGGAUCCUUGAUUGCAGGAAAAUGGUCGGCCAGACCGCUCUGCCGAUCUUUUAUGAUGUGGAUCCGUCCGAUGUUCGAAAACAGAGUGGGAGUCUAGCACAAGAAUUUGCAGAAUUUGAAGAAAGUUUCAAGUUGGAGACAGGGAAGGUGAGGAGAUGGAGAGAAGCUCUCACUGAAGCAGCAAAUCUGUCCGGGUGGGAUUUACGAGAUGUGGCCAAUGGGCAUUAUUCCAAGUUUAUCGAUGAAAUAAUUGAAGAAGUUUUGGCUAGAUUGAAUCAAAAGCAGUUGGAUUUUGAUACUUAUUUAGUUGGCAUGGAUUCUCAUGUGGAAAAAGUUAAUUCGUUGUUAAGUAUUGAAUCAAGUGAUAUCCGAAUUAUUGGGAUUUGUGGUGUUGGUGGAAUAGGUAAAACAACCAUUGCUAAGGCUGUUUAUAAUUUGAGUUUUCAUAGAUUUGGUGGUAGUAGCUUUCUUGCAAAUGUUAGAGAAGCUUCAGAACAGCCCAAUGGUUUAGUCCGUUUGCAAGAACAACUUCUUUCUGAUAUCUUGAUGAAAAAGAACAUUAGGAUAAAUAAUGUUGACAGAGGAGUCAUGUUGAUUGAGAAAAGACUACAAUACAAAAAAGUUCUGGUCAUUCUCGACGAUGUUGAUGAAUUGAAUCAAAUAAAUGCAUUAGUCAGAAAGCGAGCUUGGUUUGGUGCAGGAAGUAGAAUCAUCAUAACUACCCGAUAUAAGCACCAGCUAAAUGUGUUGGAAGCAGAUGAAGUGUAUAACGUUGAAGGACUGAAUACCAAUGAGGCCCUUCAGCUUUUCAGUUGGCAUGCCUUUAGAACAAAAAGUCCUUUAGAAGAUUAUGUCAAGAUCUCAUUUGAAGUGGUAGAUUAUGUUGGAGGGAUCCCAUUAGCUCUAAAGGUUAUGGGUUCUUUUCUAUUGGGCAGAAGUAAAAAGGAAUGGAGAACUGCAAUAGAGAAAUUAAAGGGAGUCCAACAUAACGAAAUCCAAGAAAAACUUCGAAUAAGCUUUGAUGCACUCGAUGAUACAGAAAAGGACAUAUUCCUUGAUGUUGCAUGUUUCUUUGUUGAAAUGAACAAAGAUGAUGUGAUAAGAAUACUAGAGGGUUGUGGUUUCUUUGCAGAAAUUGGAAUCAAUGAUCUCAUUCAUCGAUCUCUUAUAGAAAUCACUGAAAACAAUAUGCUUUGGAUGCAUAGUGUACUACGAGAGAUGGGAAGGCAAAUUGUUCGUGAAGAAUCCAUAGAAAUUCCUGGCAAGAGAAGUAGAUUGUGGGUUCGUCAAGAGACGUUUGAUGUAUUAACCAAAUGCAUGGGAACAAAAGCAGUUGAAGGCAUUGCCCUAGAUUUAUCAAAAUUAGAAAUUGUAAAGUUCAAUACUGAAGCAUUUGCAGAGAUGCCCAAAUUGAGACUACUCCAGGUCAAUUAUGUACACCUUCUAGGAGACUAUAAGCAUCUUUCUAAAGAGUUGAGAUGGCUCUGUUGGCAUGGAUUUCCCUUAAACUCAAUACCAAACAAUUUUAAUAUGGGGAACCUUGUUUUCCUUGACAUGCAACAUAGCAACAUCAGAGAAUUCUCAGAAGAAAGCAAACAACUCAAGAAAUUGGAAGUUCUCAAUCUUAGUCACUCCACGUUCCUAAAGAGAACCCCAAACUUCGUGAGAUUCCCUAAUAUUGUAAAGUUAAUACUAGCAGACUGCAACAGUUUGGCUGAGGUUCACCAGUCCAUUGGAAAUUCGCACAAACUUGUUUUUCUGAAUCUGCAAGAUUGUAGAAGCCUAAAGAAUCUUCCUGUCACCAUUUGUAAUCUGACAUCUCUUGAAAAUCUUACUCUUUCUGGUUGCUCAAAACUUGACAAGUUACCAGAGGAGUUGGGGAAUAUGGGAAGCUUAAAAGAGCUUCUUGCAGAUGGAACUGCUAUAAAACAACUACCCUUCUCCAUUGGACAUUUCAAGGACCUAAAAUCCUUAUCCAUAGGUGGGUUUAAAGGAUCACCACCUAAAUCUUGGCAUUCUUUCUUCUCAUCUUGGGGCUCAAAGAGUAAGGUUCCCAAUUCCAUCAGCAUACUUCCUGCUUCUUUCUCGCUUUUACGCUCCUUAAAAUCCCUCAUUUUGAAGGGCUGCAAUUUAUCAGAAGGGGCAAUUCCUUGUGAUCUUGGAACCUUAUCCUCUCUAGAAGAGUUAGAUCUUGGCUACAACAAUUUUUGUAGCCUACCUGCCAACAUUAGUUCUCUUUCUCAUCUACGGAAACUUCUGUUGCGGGAAUGUAGAAUGCUUCAAUCACUUCCAGAGCUCCCAUCAAAUUUAGAGGGACUGUGUACCAAUGGUUGCACUUCAUUGCAAAGUUUGCCAGAGCUUGGUAACUUAUCAUCGUUGUUUGAAUUGGAUUUAAGCUAUAAUAAUUUUUUGACCCUACCAUCCAGUAUCAGUGGUCUUUCUCAGCUUGUUUACCUUAAAUUAGACCACUGCACAAGGCUCCAAUCAAUUCCAGAACUUCCGUCAAGCGUGUGGAACUUGAACCUAGAAGGUUGCACAUCAAUGGACAGAUUAUCAAAUUUGUCAAAUCUAAAGGAAUUGCCAGCCUUGAUGCUCAGGAAUUGUGACGAGAUAGUAGAGAUUCAAGACUUGGAGAAACUGGAAAUGGUUGAUUGCAUUCACCUUGAAGGUUGCAACAAUUUGUCAAAUGCUUUUAAGCAGAAUGUCCUACAGACAUUGCCAAAAGGUGGUGAGCUCAACAUCUUUCUUCCUGGAUGUGAAAUACCAGAGUGGUUCAGCCAUCCGAGUCUGGGGUCUUCAGUUUCUUUUGAGGUGCCUCCACUUUCAGAUUAUAAGAUCCAAAAGCUAAUUCUUUGUGCUGUUUAUGUGGCAGAAGAGCUUUACACAGAGGACGAGGAGUUUGCGGAUUCUCCUUUCCUUAAUGUCAAUAACAAAACCAAGAGUAUUAAGUGGAGAUACAGUCCAACAGCUGCUGGAAUCCUAACAGUCCCCCAAGAUCACAUGUGGGUUGGAUGUAUACCAGCUACCGAGUUUGGUAAUCUGUUGGGGGAUGGAGAUGAGGUGGAGGUUUCAAUAGAAAUGGAGAAACCAAUCAAAGUGAAGAAGUGUGGGAUCCAUCUAGCUAUUGGUCCAUAUGAAGAGUGUUCUGAGUCAGAUGAUCAAGUGAGGAUCCAAUACAAUUCUUCUUCAGAAGACGAUGUCGAUACGGAUGGAAAUAUAUCAAUGGUAGAUAAUAGAGGGGCUAAGAGAAUCCGUGAUGAGAUGUGUCCCAGUAGCUCCUGGUCUGAUGAGGACCAAGAUCCAAAGUGGCUGACUGAUGAGGGAGAGGGAGGAGGCUACAGUGGUUAUUUUAAGCUCUUCCCAAAAGGAUUCUUGAAAAAAAUAUAUGGUGAAGGAUCAGUUAAAAUGAAAAAGUGAAACGAGUCCAGCAAUCUAAUCUUUAUAAUCUCUACCCUUCACUGAAGAUUGUAACUGUUUAUCAAGACAAAAUAGAUAGUGAGCACUGGUUGUAAUUAAGCUUAUUUUGUGAUAUGAUUUACUUCAUAUUCUGUUCCAAUCACUUUCCUCUUUGUU